Molecule: messenger RNA, 1448 nt
Organism: Portunus trituberculatus (swimming crab)
Lineage: Eukaryota; Metazoa; Arthropoda; Malacostraca; Decapoda; Portunidae
Exons: 2
Coding region: 234-1070 (278 amino acids)
Source: RefSeq, a predicted model, not a curated record
AAGUUGGGUUAGAAUCAGCCUGAACUUGUUCAGUGUCACAUUGAGUUACACUAGCUGGAGUGUACGCGUACACUGUGAGGGUGAAUAAUACAUCACAGGAGUCCAUCCACGAACUUAGAAAUAGUAUCUGUAACUUACCUGACAGAUACGCCAGAGGAGGCUCCCCCUUCCCACCCCCCCCCGACCACGCACACCAACUCCAGCGCAGAAGACUGACAAGAAACUACAGCAUCAUGUAUAUGGACGAUACAACCAUGUAUAUGGAUAUACUGCCACUUGAUAUCAACAAUCCACAGAAGAUGGAGCCCAGUAAGCUGCUGCCAACAGAACCAAAUGAUCCUUGGUUGGUGAGUCAAGCCGGGAUCUCUGACAUCCAGUUUCCCACCACUAACACUACGAGCAACACAAGUUUGUUCGGCAGGCUCUCGCCAGGCAUGGAACAGUUGGCCAACUCCCUGCUUUCUAGCGAGAUGUCCCUGCCACAAAUUGACGAUACCUUCGAUAUAGAUUUGGCGCUCGAUUCUUUCUCAUAUGAGAAUGAGGGCAACUUGGGUGCAGCGAUGGAAAGCCUGGAGUUGGAGCCAUCGAAUCAGUACCAGCAGGUGACCACACAACGACGACGUAGCAAGAGACUAGCCAGUAAAUCAGCAUGCCCUACCAGUUACUCAGAACCAUAUGCCUCAGCGGUGCCUUAUUCAUACCCAGAGCAAGAUUUUAGCCCUGUGUUGGACCAGGGCAGUGCAUGGUCCCCUGCAAGUGAUGUUGAUGCCGAUGAUAGUAGUGAUGGUUCCAGAGUACAAAGGAAACGUCGACCUAAAGUCUCCUACAGUACCUUGACGGAGGAACAGAAGUAUAAUCACAUCAGAUCCUUGAACAACGAGGCAUCAAGACAAUACCGGGAGAGAAUUCGCGGACAGCUGAUGAUCUUGCAAGAAAAAGAAGCAGAAGAGAUGAAGAAGAAUAAACUGUUGAGAACGAAAGCAGAAGGCCUAGAGAAGCUGAGGGACGAAAUUAAAAUGUUCACAUACAGUUUUUUCAGAGAACAUAUGGGAAAUACGGGAGCGAAAUGAGCACAUGUUUAGUGGUAUGAAGCGAGUGAACAUGUCUCAACAGGAUGGCCAAGCGCGAACCUCAUGAAUGUGAGGGAACCCGAUCGAGCUAGGUCGUCAUAAUUAUUUAUAUAUAUUUUUUAUUUAUUUUCCUUGUAAUGACUUGCACUUCCUACCAAAUUCUUGUAACCGGUGAUCUUAUAAACGAGUUAGAAUAUGACACAGAGUAGGUGCAGCAAAAGUCAUUCAAGGGUCCAGUUCAGAGACUGAUGAGUGAGUAAGAAAUGUUUGGUGUGCGGUGUUAUUGAAGUUGGAGUCAUUGAAAACUAUUUUUUACUACUUAUUUUUUACACUGGAAUCACAUAUGUAUGUAUGUUGAAUAUAUACUUAUACUCAGUA